AUGAAUACCUCUAUCAUCAUAUGGAAUGUUAACGGUCUCGGGGAUCCUUGGAAACGGGGCAGAGUAAAGCGUUUAAUUGGGCGGCAGAAUCCAAAGAUAGUGGGGCUCAUUGAAACUAAAUGGGACCAUUGUUCUGAUUCUCUGGUUUGCAGCGUGAGUGGCAGUAGAGACUAUGGCUGGGUGGCGAAAGGGGCAGUAAGGAGCUCAGGUGGCAUUGUCGUGUUUUGGAAUAAGUCUUUUUUUAGAAUGGUUUCUACCAGGGAAGGCUAUUUCUUCCUAGAAAUUGAAUUCCGGGAUGUCGUCAGUCUCAAAGCUUGGCAUCUGAUAGUGGUUUAUGGCCCUCAAGACAGAAGUGACAAGUUGGUGUUCAUAAGUGAGCUGAAUGAGUUGUGCAGCCUUCUCACUUCUCCUGUUUGUUUAGCGGGGGAUUUCAACUUGGUCAGAAGUCACGAUGAUUAUUUAGGAUCGAGGAGAAGUGCAAAACUUAUGGAGGAAUUUAACAGUUUUAUUGAUGUCAACGCUCUGCUCGAGCUCCCUCUUGGGGGCAGUAGUUUCACUUGGCACCAUCGACCUGGAAGCAACUCUUUCUCUCGUAUUGAUCGAGUCUUGGUUUUGCCUGAGUUCGAUUCUUUCUACCAAGAUGUUGCACUAUCAGCCCUUGAGCGCGUUGAGUCGGAUCAUAAUCCUUUACUUAUCCGCUGGGGGGGAGAACAGAAGGAUCCAUAG
Messenger RNA from Linum trigynum, 726 nucleotides. Lineage: Eukaryota; Viridiplantae; Streptophyta; Magnoliopsida; Malpighiales; Linaceae. The record is from the annotation of a GenBank genome assembly.